This is a messenger RNA of Nelumbo nucifera (sacred lotus), 783 nucleotides long. RefSeq lists its product as uncharacterized. NCBI's taxonomy places the organism in Eukaryota, Viridiplantae, Streptophyta, Magnoliopsida, Proteales, Nelumbonaceae. The record is from RefSeq and is a predicted model, not a curated record.
ACUUAGGGUUCUAACUCGUAAACGCGUGGAAUUGUGAGUUAUCACCAUAACAUUAACAAGCAGUCAAGCAGUACAACAGGAUUUAGGGAGGCGUCCCUGGACUGAAGCACGAGGAAACACGUAGUAAUCCACGUUCUUCCUAGCAUCAACGCGGUACCUCUUCACUGUAUCUCCAUCGAUUGAUCAUGGAUUCCAAGCCCGCAAACCCCAAACCCCUGGAAGAUAUUUUCGACUCCUCUGUUAAUUUAGAGGAGACCCAUUUUCAGGAGGGUUACAAAGACGGUUUUAACGAUGGUCUCGUCUUGGGGAAGCAAGAAGGGAGAGAAGUAGGUCUCAAACUGGGGUUCGAGGUUGGGGAGGAAUUAGGGUUUUAUCGAGGUUGCGUCGAUGUCUGGAACGCUGCAAAUCGAGUUGACUCCAGCUGCUUUUCGUCCAGGGUUCAGAAAAACAUCAGACAGAUGGAAGAGUUGAUUGAAAAAUACCCAUUUUUGGAUCCAGAAAACGAGAGUGUCCAGGAAAUUAUGGAUGCGUUGAGGUCGAAAUUCAGGGCCAUUUCGGCCACCUUGUCGUUAAAAUUGGAAUAUGAUGGGUACCCUAAGUCCACCGAUGUUAAGGACUUGGAAUUUUGAUGAAGUUUCUCUGUUCAUGGUUAUCUGUACUGUACUGAUUGCUUUUUCCUUCUUGUAACCUAUUUUCUAAUUCAUAACUUUGCCUUAAAGAUAGACAAAAGGAUAAACUCUUCGGAUGAUUAAUUGAUUAUUAUUUGAGAAGAGCUUCAGUCAA